AUGGAACACCAAACAAAUGAAAUCAAAAUCUUGGAAUUUUUUUGUGGCAUAGGAGGAAUGCAUUAUGCAUUCAAUUUAUCUGGAAAAUUUGGAAAAGUAGUUGCAGCCUUUGAUAUUAAUAUUGUUGCCAAUGCAGUUUAUAAACAUAAUUUUAACAAGGAACCAAUAGUGAAAGGAAUUGACUCAUUGAGUGUUGAAGAUAUUGAAAAGUAUAAUGCAAAUUGUUGGUUUAUGAGUCCACCAUGUCAACCAUAUACGAGAGGUGGUAAAUUUUUAGAUGACAAAGAUCCAAGAUCCAAAGCUUUACUUCACCUAAUAAAUAUAUUACCAAAAUUAUCAAAUUCACCAAAAUAUAUAUUUUUAGAAAAUAAAUCCAAAUGUAGAGAUAAACUUGUUUCAGAAUUGUACAAGAUGAAUUAUGAGAUUCAUGAAUGUUUAUUAACACCUUUACAAUUUGGAAUACCUAAUGAUAGAUUAAGAUAUUACCUGAUGGCAUGUAAAAGAAACAAUGAAAAAAAUCCAGCUUUAAAUCAUAUCAUUGAACCAAGGAAUUAUUUGGAAAACUCAAUAAUCAAUACUAAUUGGCCAUUUAAAUGUAUGAUUUUGGAUAAUAAUGAGGAUGAAGAGGAAAAAAGAUUUAAAGUACCUGAAAAAUAUAUUUUAAAAAGUUCUAAUUUUAGAUUUGAUAUUGUAAGGCCAACAGAUAAAAAAUCAUCUUGUUUUACCAAAUCUUAUGGAAGUCACAAUGUUUUUUCAAGUGGGUCAUUAAUUCAAACCAAAAAUCUAGAGGUAAAAAAAAGUCCAUAA
Molecule: messenger RNA, 807 nt
Organism: Entrophospora sp. SA101
Lineage: Eukaryota; Fungi; Glomeromycota; Glomeromycetes; Entrophosporales; Entrophosporaceae
Source: the annotation of a GenBank genome assembly